AUGUUGACGCUCGCGUCGGUGUUUCAUGGGGUGAACUACCACGAGGACCUUAAUCAGGUCGUCGUUUGCAUAACCGCCGUUUGCUUGCUGCUAGAAGUGUGCUACAAGUUUAACAGCAUGGUCUAUCAACGCGCAAACAUCAAAGAGGCGAUCCAGAUUGUGCUCGAUGAUCGUGUCUACCUUGAAGGGCCCGUGGAGGCGGCUGUUUGCAAAAAAUAUGAUCGUUUGGCUAAAAACCUUGUAUACUGCUCGUGCGUGUUAUAUACGUUCACUUGUGCAGUACUGAUCUUCUACCCUGUCGCUGCCGGGUUGGUUAAGGAACAGGUGCUACCGGUCGGUUGUUCAAUCCCGUUCUUUGAUUACACUCAACAUCCGUGGUAUAUGAUCAACUACAUCAUGAAUGCCACGCUGAUCGUUCUUCUUGCAGUAAUGUUUGCUGGGCUCGAUGGGCCGUUCUACUUGUUCGUCUGCCACUGUGCGGCACAGUUGGAGAUACUGAUUCUAUAUGCUAGCCUGAUCGGCGAGAAUCCAGACAACCCGGAUGAGCAAAGGCGUAUCGUAGGAAAGAUGUUUGACAUUCACACGCGCGUGUCGGACUUUAACUCCAAGUGCUCGCGCAUCUUUCAAGACAUAUUUCUUAGUCAAACGAUCUGUUCGACGAUACAUAUUUGCGUGUCAUUGUUCCACGUUCAGUUUAACAGCAAGAGUAACUCUUUCGGGAUGGCAUUAACUAAUGUCUGCAAAAUGUGGCUCUUCUGCUACGGUGGGGAGUUUAUUAAAACGAAAGCAGACGAGUUCAACAAUGCCCUGUACGCCUCCCGUUGGUACGAGCAGUGGAUCCGGCGCGAUCUCGGCGAUAUCCUGUUUAUGAUGGCGAAUGCUCAGCGGAAUUAUGGUUUCAGUGUCGGUGGCUUUCGGUACCUCUCGUACGAAACUUUCAAAGAGAUCAUGAAGACGGCCUACACUUGUAACGCUUUCCUGCAGCACGUGUUAAAUUAA
Molecule: messenger RNA, 999 nt
Organism: Anopheles cruzii
Lineage: Eukaryota; Metazoa; Arthropoda; Insecta; Diptera; Culicidae
Product: odorant receptor 63a-like
Exons: 5
Coding region: 1-999 (332 amino acids)
Biological process (GO): detection of chemical stimulus involved in sensory perception of smell; sensory perception of smell
Cellular component (GO): plasma membrane
Molecular function (GO): odorant binding; olfactory receptor activity
Source: RefSeq, a predicted model, not a curated record